Messenger RNA from Durio zibethinus, 2865 nucleotides. RefSeq lists its product as uncharacterized. NCBI's taxonomy places the organism in Eukaryota, Viridiplantae, Streptophyta, Magnoliopsida, Malvales, Malvaceae. The record is from RefSeq and is a predicted model, not a curated record.
UUAAAUUGAUCUCAGUUUCGCCGAUAAAUUAGGGUUGUUUCCAUUUUCUAAAAUCCCCGGCAUUUCCUCCCGAUUGCAUUCUUCUCCUUCAAAUCGUUUCUGUUUUGAUGCUAGUGCCUUUUGAAGGGAGAUGGUAAGGGGAUUUAUCAUGCUGGCACGAGGAAAAGCCGGUUCUUAAUAUGCUUUACCUAUAAAAUUGGUGUGUUCUAUGAUCUUUUUAUUUAUUGAAGAUUGGAUUUUAAUGUCAAAAUAGUUGCGGAGAACUUAGAAUAUGUUGAGGAUGUUGUAAUUAGCAGAGUUAUUUGGUGGCAAGCUUUGCAAAAGUUGAAAGCUUGUUGAGUUAGUAUUUGUGAGGUGUACAGAAAAUAGCUAAGACGGGGUCGCUCUGUUGUGUGGCUGCAAGGCCACAUGGGUCAAAUACAGCCAGUAGAGACUGGUCCAUGGGUCAUCAUGAGCCUUAUUGGCGAACUAAUACAAGUUUCUCGCCACCUCCUUCAAGAUGGGAUUUCCGUUUUCAACCCGAGGGACUGUCGUAUUGUUCACAUGAUGGGAUUCAGUUGUAUGGGUCUUCUACAUCUUCAAACAGCAAAGAAAGUAGGGCCUGGGUGAGAGGAAACCUUCUUUACAAUCAUCAAUAUUCUACAUCUGAUGGUGCUGGUCCCUUUUUAAGUAGUCCAUCUGAACUUUCUCAGGGUCCACAGCAGACACCUCCAGCAAUACAAGAAAUCACUCUUGAUGAUUAUGAAACUGCAAUGAGAAGAGAUUGUGUUGUCGGGCAAUUACCCUUUGCUUCUAUUGUUGAGAGGACUUCAACAAAUGCAGAUAGUGGGGUCUUCAACUCAUCCCAUUCUGACAGUAGCGAGUCUGAGCCCAUGGUCAAGCCACUAUGUUUUUCAUCUCAUCGCAACCUUUCAAAUCGGCGUUACUUUAUGUCCAAACCUAUUCAUCCCUUGUCCUUUCCCAUGGGAACUACUACUACAGAAGCCUCGGACUCUACAGUUGCUGGGUUUUCAGAUGAUGCUGCCACACCACAGCGAGAUGCCCAUCGCUGGAGCAGUGCUAGCAGCAGCAAUGAUUUUGUGGAUGUUUCUGAGCCAUUUGAAUCUGAGAUUUUUGGCCGAUCAUGUGUCCUGUCUGAUGGUUUUAAAUGUGGAUUGUGCGAGAGAUUUCUUUCACAGAGGUCACCUUGGAGUUCUCGUAGGAUUGUAAGAAGUAGUGAUAUGCCUGUUGCUGGGGUUCUUUCAUGUCGACAUGUUUUCCAUGCUGAAUGUUUGGAGCAGACAACACCAAAGACUAGUAAAAGUGACCCUCCUUGUCCUAUGUGUGUCAAACUGGAAGAGGAAAAUUCUCCAGAGAACCGAGUCUUCUCUAGGUUUAGGAAUGGUUUUCCAUGGCUUAGACCAUUUUCUGAGGAUGGGCCAUCAAGGCCUUGGGGCUGUGCACAAGUGGGAGAUUGUGUUGAUGGUGCUUUGCAUGCACCCCCACGUAAUACUAUGUUAUUGCUUAACCGGAGUCUCAUGAAGAAAAAUCUCUUCACGAAGGGUAAGUCGAGUAAAGAAUUUCCAGGUAAGCUGAGGAAAAGUGGUUCGAAGUCUAUUGAACAGGGUGCAGUUGGGUGCUCAAAGACAAUUGCGGGUCCUAGUGUGAAGAGGUGAGAUUAGAUUUGUGUUGGGUAGAUGCUGAAUGACAUUGAUUUAGUAAAUUUCCACGGUAAAUGAGGUUGGAAACUAGAUGCUGUAUAGAUGUGAAUUUGUGGAAACUAUGGUUGAAAGUUGUCAAUUUCGUCUGUAUUAUGCAAUUUGUUUAUGAUGGUGGAAGUGUAAAAUCUUGAAACCAAAUUUCUUCCUUCUAUGUUACGUGGAUCGAAUUGAAUUUUGUUGGACUGCAUUUUUAGUAUGUGUGGGUCUUGAGAUAUCUGGACAGUGUAAUCUUCCUACGAAUGCAAGGCUCAUCGUCUGCCCACUUUUAGGGGCUUGUUUUUUGUAAAAUGGCCAUGCAUGAACCCUGCUUGGUGGGCCUGAAAAAUGUGUUUUCAUUGGCUUUUAAGCUCCUAAUUUACUUCUUUGGAUUACUACGUGGGCUGAAUCUGGAUUAUUAAAUGGUGUCUUGAUCCCUCACAAACAAGGUUUACUACCGGUCUUCGCCCAAGAUUGCCUGGACUGCGGUUUGAAAUGCUUGUCCUAUGAGAAAAAAGCAAGAAAUCGUGAUCCUAAUUAAGAGAAGUUGAGGACAAAAAACGAGGAAAUAUCUUCCAAGUACUGAUGAUAGACGUCCUUGGAACGACUGGACAUGUUGAUGAUGUACUUUUGCGCAGGAGGGUAGUCGUAGAUGAUGUAGGGUUGGUGGCGGAUAGUGGGGGAUGAGUCCCCAUCCAAGAUUAAAAGGACUUUGGUGAAAAGAUUCUUAUCUCAAUUCACCACCACUGCCACAGAAUAACAGAAAAGAGUGAGUGAUAGUAAGUCUUAACACAUCACCUCGUCACCCAUAUGCCCUCCAACUUGGCUACUCAAAGAAAAAGGUUUCUUUCUACCACCUCUAAGGCUCUUUCUCCAUUCUUCACAUUCCCAUCAUAUUCCUCAAUGGUUUCAUCCCAUAUUCACAUCAUAAUUUGAUCAUUUUUUUACCUUAUAUUCAGAGACUAUCAUUAAGAUUUUUCCAUUUGCAAGUUAUUAAAAGAAGCAAUAUUCAAAACCCAACUCCUCUUUUAAUUGAAAGAAACGUAAAAUUAUCAAAUGUUCGGUUAAAUAAAUAUUUUUUUUAAAAGUGAUGAGUCGUGUUCAAAAUUUUAUGUGCUUAUAGUACCGCCAAAGCUCAAUACCAAGAUAGCUCCUCUGCGUUUCGUGUGUAGAAAGUACAAGCAAAUAA